CUUUUUGAAGACUGAAUACUAGGGACAGAUUCUAGAGGCAACAUAUUUGAUCUACAUUCGUAACGGCUCUAAAUGCCACAGGUACCGAUUACCAUAGAAACCCGAAACCACAGAUAUAUAUUUAAGGUGGUAAGCCUGUGCUAUAACGGUAACGCAUCCUCCUUGUGAAGGAUCGUACACGAAAUGCAUUGUGGUCAGUACUCCGGCUAUGGGCGGAAGCCGAUCAGCAGAUCCGAAGUGACAAUCAUGACUGCUCUAAGGCACACUUGCUACUUGGAUACGCGCAAUAAUCGGAGAAAAGAAGAGCAAUGGUCGUUGGGAGUAUGUCGGAUUAGAAGAAAAGAAACCAGUCAGAGGCGGGCUGUGACUCGAGGAUGUGGCUUCCUUGUUAAGAAUCUGAUCAUCCCUGACCCAGCCCGUAGUUGCAACCUUAGCUACCCCUAUUGCCUCAUAACGACCAUCCAAGUCAUCGAUGUCGGCGAUUCCCUGGAAUAUUAUUAUUUGGAGUUUCAAAAGUUACAUAAAAAGUUGAAAACAGUUCCACUACAAGGAAUCGCAGAUGUGGAGUACGUGCAUCGCACUUGUAACGUGGUUUUCAUGCGCAUAACGCCUUCCGGUAAAUAUCCUGCGAACAAGGAGAGCCUUUUUACUUAUCGACCAUUUGGGGUUACCAACGGUAACGUGAAUGAAAGGAAUUCGAACGAUUUGUUGUGUGUUUUCGUGGAAGACAAGGAUAAAUCUUUCGAUGUGAUAGACCUGAGGAUUCAGCGGAAAGUUGAACAAAACUCGGACAGGAUAUAUUUCCAAAUCAGUGAAGACAACGAGAAUUUCACGACCUACAACGAACUCACUCGCAACAUAAACCGUAAGCCGUAUGGCGGUGUGAUCUUGAGGCGUCAAGAAAACCAAGUUGACAAGUAUAUUGCGGAUGGAUGCCUUGAUUUUACCAACGACAGUUCAAGAUCUCUAAGUCCUGUCUUCUUCCCUCCCCCUUAUACAGAUACUAGCCAAGAUGGUCCCCAAAUAUUAAAUGGAACUUCCUCAGGAGACGGAGCAUUUGAGGCAGUGCAUCUUAGUCAUGAAGCACCUUUCAGCAAUACUAUUGUCACUACUGCUCCUGCUUCUCCACCUACUCCUGGUACCAGCACCGCUACAGUCACCACCACAACCACUACCUCUGUGACUGUUGCACCUGCCCUUGCUCUUGACUCUGCUGUUGAUAUCACUGUCACUGUGACUCCUGCACCUGUCCCUGCUGCUGCUCCUUGUAGUACACCUACUACUGUCCCAACCACUGCCAUAGUAGCUGCUGUACCAGCCCUUUCUUCUGUGUCUGCUAAUGCUAUUGUCACGACUGCACCUAGCUCCACUCCGGUGUCUGUUACUGCUGGCAGUAUGCCUAACACUGUCCCUUCCACCAUGAUGGGGACUGCAGCACCAGCCCUUGCAUCUGUGUCUGCUGCUGCUAUUACUGCCACAGUGACUGCAGCACCCACCCCCACUCCUGUCUCUGCUGUUGCUACUAGUAGUACAACAGUCACUGCUCCUACCACUUUAACUGUGACUGCUGCAUCUGAUCUUGCUGCUGUCAUGACUGUCACUGCUGUUGGCACUACUGCCAUCACAGGUGCCAGUGCCUCCACUACCAUUACCACUGACACUGUUGCCACUACUUCUGCUGGUAUUCCUGCAAUACUUGUUACUGCUACUGGUCCCAGAGUAGCGGUUGCACCUCAAAUUAUGGAAGAAGAGAACACAGAUAUUGGAGACCUCACUCAGGUUAGAACACCUACACAAGUGGAAGCUGGCAAUGGACAUGAAAAUUUUCUUGUUUCAGAGAUACUAGUCCUCCCGCAAUACAAAGUCCUUUAUGACAAGUUAGUGCGUUCCCUUGAUAACAGAGCAAAUCUUUGUAUUGCUAAUUGGGAACAUCUGGCAUGUGCAAUGGAGGCACCCAAGUUGGUUCGUCUCAAGUGUAAAUUGAGCACAAAUUACAGCCACACUGAAAUGCUUUUGGAGGUCUUGGCAGUGCGUGAGAAUAAGGAAGUUGUUACUGUGAAAGACUUGAUUGCUGCCCUGAAGAGUAUAGGAAGAAAUGAUAUUGUGAGGAUGAUUACAAAGGUCCAUUGUGAUGCUAAAAGUUCUACAGAAUCACUCAGAGACUUCAAGGAUUCUUCUUCUAACCAUGAUUUGCUUGAGGGCAUCAUCACUCAGCUGGAUGAUAAGACAUUAUCAGGAAUUAAAAUUCAUUGGAAGCAUUUAGGCUCGCAAUUUCAGAUUUCGCUUGAAAAGCUGGAGGUGAUUGAAUUUUGUGCCCCAUAUAAUCCAACAAAGAGCUUGAUGGAGUACCUCCUUGUAAACGAAGAAGAUCUUACUAUGAGAACUUUCUUUGAAAAAGUAAGGCAAAAGUUCAAACGAUUAGAUGUCGUAUAAAUUUUAGAACCUUUCCUUGAGGGGGACAGUGAUAAUGGAAAGCUAUUGAAAAAUGUGAUCAAUCUAGAUUCAGAAUGUAUGGACAAAUUUUAUGUUUGCCUAAACAAGAAAAACCCAGCACUUCAAAACUGGAAGGACCUUGCACAGUCUUUCAACAUUUCUCGUGAUGUGUACAGAGUUUUUGACCAGAGGGAGCUCAAUAGUCCCACUAAACAGCUGUUUGAAUGGCUGUUUGUGAACAGGACUGAACUUACAUUGCGUCAA
Stylophora pistillata is the source of this 2697-nucleotide messenger RNA. RefSeq lists its product as uncharacterized. Gene Ontology annotation, molecular function: protein binding. The record is from RefSeq and is a predicted model, not a curated record. Lineage: Eukaryota; Metazoa; Cnidaria; Anthozoa; Scleractinia; Pocilloporidae. Gene Ontology annotation, biological process: signal transduction.